Messenger RNA from Cydia splendana, 1410 nucleotides. RefSeq names its product proteasomal ubiquitin receptor ADRM1 (gene Rpn13). Gene Ontology annotation, molecular function: proteasome binding; endopeptidase activator activity. Gene Ontology annotation, cellular component: proteasome regulatory particle, lid subcomplex; cytoplasm; nucleus. The transcript has 5 exons. NCBI's taxonomy places the organism in Eukaryota, Metazoa, Arthropoda, Insecta, Lepidoptera, Tortricidae. Bases 44 to 1285 code for a protein of 413 amino acids. The record is from RefSeq and is a predicted model, not a curated record.
CAAUUCUUAAAACUAUAUUAUUGAUAUUAUUUUUUGUAGCACCAUGUCUGCAACUGCAUUGUUUGGUAACACAUCGGCUCUUGGAGGGAGUUCGGGAGGAAAUAAGCAUCUAGUAGAGUUCCGUGCCGGCAGAAUGACACUUAAAGGUCGGAUGGUUCACCCAGACAAAAGGAAGGGCCUGCUAUACGUUUACCAGGGUGAGGACUCAUUGAUGCAUUUCUGCUGGAAGGACCGUACUACUGGGGAAGUAGAAGAUGAUCUCCUGAUCUUCCCUGAUGAUUGCGAAUUUGCAAGAGUCAAUGAAUGCACUACGGGCCGAGUGUAUGUUUUGAAAUUCAAAUCCUUUUCAAAGAAGUAUUUCUUUUGGAUGCAGGAGCCUAAGACAGAUAAGGAUGAUGACCUAUGCCGUCGCAUCAAUGAGGCACUGAACAACCCGCCAACAUCUGGGGGACGUGGUGGUGGCAGUGGCAGCGGCGCACAGGAUGGCGAGCUGCAGAACCUGCUCAAUAACAUGUCCCAGCAACAGCUCAUGCAGCUAUUUGGAGGGGUCGGACAAAUUGGUGGAUUGUCCUCUCUUCUAGGAACUAUGGGGAACAACAGCAGCAGCGGCGGCACAGGCGGGUCGCGCUCGUCGGGCAGCGGCGGCAGCUCGCGCGGGGGCAGCGCCGCGCGGCAGGAGGCGCCGCGCGCGCCCGCCCGCCCGCGCGACUCCGCGCCCGGCACGCCGCCCAACACCGCCGCCGCCGCCACCCCCGCCGCCGCCACUGCUGCCACCGGCGCGCAGCCCCGUAGUGGCCAAAUAUUCUUGUCCGAUUUGCAACGUUACUUUUCUGGUCUGGGCACGGCGCCGGAGGGCGCGGCGACGUUGGGCGCGGCGACGGCGACGGCGCCCCGCGUGGACCUGGCGGCGGCGCUGGCCGAGCCCGACGUGCUGGCGGCCGUGGCCGCGCCGCCGCGAGCCGCGCGCCUGCAGCCGCACCUGCCGCACCAGGCGCAGGACGAUGUAAGGACUACCCUGCUCUCCCCGCAGUUCGCGCAGGCGGCGAACCAGUUCUCUUCAGCUCUGAACUCGGGCCAGAUGGGCCCCGUGAUGACGCAGUUCGGUCUCUCGCCCGAGGUCGCCUCGGCCGCCAACACCGGCGACAUGCAGGCCUUCUUCCGCGCCCUCGAGAACAACUCCUCCGCCACUUCAGACACUAAAUCCGAAGAGAAAACCGAGGAAAAGCCGAAAGAGGAUAAGAAUAAUGAAAAAAAAGAUGGCGACGCCGGCAUGUCGCUAGAUUAAUUCGUUGUGUAAUGUGAUGUGUGCUGCAAAUAAUUUACUUUCGGUUGAACUGCGUAUAGUAUUAGUUUUAAUUUGAAGUUCACUUGUCGCUUUCGAAAAUAAAAGAAUGCCUAUUCAAUAAAUAA